CUAUUUAAAACUCUACUAAAACACUAAGAAUCAUGCAUUUUAUUGAGCUAGAGCUUAGUCAAGUCCUUAGUAUUGAUUUUAUGGUUUCUCAGCCCUCUUCUAGGACUUAUGAGCCGUCUUAAAGCAUGCAACUGCACCCGCAUCCUCUCAAUAUGCAUUCUUUCAGCAUGUACUCUCUUGUAAAGCUACUUUUUGGUAGGGUAACGUGAUCAAAAGUCACAUUUUUUUUAACUUAUCAGCACUUAUAAGUGACUGACAGUCGAUCAGUUGGAUGCCCUCAUUUUGAUCAGUCUAUCAGUUGAAGAAUUAGCUCGACUGAUAAAUGACUGACUGACUGGUUGGCCAGCCUGGUGGCUACUCCUCAGCUAUACCUGUUUACCCCACUGCUAAUCCGCAAUAGCUGCUCAAUGGUACUGGCGCACUUCAUUUGCAUGGGAGGCUGUGCUAUAGAUACGUCAAAAGGACGAGUGCUUAUUGCGAAGCGUGCUUUCGUGAUCCUGCUGAAGGAUGAUGAGCAUAGAGACGGGAUUGUGGCACAACUACCGUCUGAUGAAGACAUCAUCGAUCGCAGCAAGACAGACACUCUAACCAUAAUUCUUGCAUGUGCCCAGUCUCUUUGGCUUGUAGUACAAUGUAUUGCAAGGAAGUCUGUGGGCGACGAUAUUUCUGAAUUAGAGUUAAGUACUUGCGGAUUCGUCUUGUGUUCGCUAGUAGCGUAUGGUCUUUGGUGGGACAAGCCUCAAGAUGUCGAGCAUCGCACUGUUAUCCAGAUGCCAAAAACAGAAGCAGCAGAUGACGCUGUCUCUCGCGCUUUGUCUAAAGCGCUCUCCAUCAACAUUCAAGAAUAUGACAGUCACAGGUACAUUUGGAUGACAUUUCCCUGGACAACACUGCUGGCUCCAUCCAUCUUGUAUAUAUACUCGGCAUAAUGUUGGCAGCAGUACAUCUCGCUGCUUGGAAUUGGGAAUUCCCAACUCAUGCCGAGCUUAUCCUUUGGCGAGUGGCGAAUCUGUCAACGCUCGGUUCCUGCCUACUGCCUCUUCUGACAGCGACGUCUAAUCUUUCUGGAGGUAUCGAGGGCACGGUCGUCAAUAUGCUUCUUCCUGUUUAUGCGACAUUGCGAAUCAUUGUUAUCGUACAAAUAUUUCUUUGCUUUAGAUCGAUGCCUGAGGGUGUUUAUAAGGACGUGCUGUGGGCUCAACUUAUCCCACAUUUGUCUUGAUUAUAUAUAGGUGGGCAUUGCGGGAAGUUUCUCUUUAAAAAUAGCAUGGACUACUUAGUCUCAGACUCCGUGACAUCGAUAUCCCAGUACUUUUCAAAUCCGAGUUCUGUCUAGCUUCAUGUCAUU
This is a messenger RNA of Mollisia scopiformis, 1348 nucleotides long. RefSeq lists its product as uncharacterized. Lineage: Eukaryota; Fungi; Ascomycota; Leotiomycetes; Helotiales; Mollisiaceae. The transcript has 5 exons. The record is from RefSeq and is a predicted model, not a curated record. The coding region runs from base 408 to 929 and encodes 173 amino acids.